This is a messenger RNA of Anopheles arabiensis, 9851 nucleotides long. It is a transcript of the gene Tao, whose product is annotated as serine/threonine-protein kinase Tao. Gene Ontology annotation, biological process: protein phosphorylation. NCBI's taxonomy places the organism in Eukaryota, Metazoa, Arthropoda, Insecta, Diptera, Culicidae. Gene Ontology annotation, molecular function: protein kinase activity; ATP binding. Bases 1211 to 4162 code for a protein of 983 amino acids. The record is from RefSeq and is a predicted model, not a curated record. The transcript has 13 exons.
CUUCACAAUUUGUUAGUGGCAACUUUCGGUAGCCGACGGACCGUCCCAAUCGUCUGCCCCGUUCGAGUGCGCUGCUGGUCAGCUGCAAAUUAUGCAAAUUUGGCAAUCGGAAAAGACGAUGCACCAUUAAAGGACCAUUAGGUGUAGACACAAUAACCCCCUUGCGCUGUGUGCCUGCCUGCGUGUGUGUAUGUGUGUGUGUGCGCUGAAAACGUACGUCCCCGCCGCACACACACCCACCGAAUUGCUCUAGGCGUGGUCUGAGUGCGAAAAGACAAACCUCGAAUGUGGUUUGGUGGUGUGCAGUGGGUGAAACUGUGGAAUGGAAUGACCGUGUGUGUAUGUGUGUGCAUGUGUAUGUGCCCGUAGUGGAGCGAUAGUUUUCUGUGCAAAGAGAGAAAUGUUCGAAAAAAGUGGAAGGUUCGGCCAAGCUAGAGCAUACCCUUAAAUCCGCCCUACCCGACCGGAAGUGACAGGCGUGCGCGUACCAUCUCGUGAUCAUCAUCAUCAUCAUCACCCUCAGCUUCGUCAGCAUCGACAUCACUCCACACGCCCCAACACACACACUCGGUGCUGAGGGGGUUUGCUUUUUGCGGAGUAGUUGUGUUGUGUUCGACAAUAAUAACCGCACCACCCAGAGCGCGCGUCGCCCUCGAGUUCGAGUUCGGUUGGAGGAUUCGAUUUAAGGGAAGCGAGCAUCCAGCGAAAGGAUAUGUGUGCGCUCCAGUAUCAAUCGUAGAUGAUGAUCGCAUCCGUCUGGUUUGCGCUGAUGAUGCGUCAAGCGACGAUCGGCUGUGUGUAAUGUCGUGAACAAGGAGAAGAGGGACGACGAGUGGCGCACAAAAAAAGCAAUAGGAAAGGUGGUGCUAGCUGUGUCACUCCGUGCGCGUGCGGUGCGUGUUUUUAAUGUGUUUAAUGUGUCAAGAAAAACGGUUGCUACGGGAGUGGGCAUUGUGUGUGAAAGUGUGUCUAGAAACGGCCAACUGCGCCAGCAGGUCCCUUGCGUACGGUGGAAGGAGGGGCCGCGUGUGCGUAGUGUGAAGUGCGAUUGCCACGCGGAAGCGAGCAAAGUGCGCGCACCGGCCGGUGUGCAGGGUGUGAGCAAUAGUCGUUUGUGUGUGUGUACGUGUGUUUGUGUGUGUGUGUGUGUGGAAAACGGAAGCGGGGGCGUCCAUUCGCGUAACGCGAGUGGCGACAGCGGGCAGCGACGAUGAGGCCCGGAAGCCUGAAAGACCCCGAGAUAGCGGAACUGUUCAACAAACAUGAUCCGGAAAAGAUAUUCGAAGAUUUGCGCGAGAUCGGGCACGGCUCGUUCGGUGCGGUGUACUACGCGAAAUGCAACCUUACGCCCGAGAUCGUCGCGAUCAAGAAGAUGUCCUACAUGGGCAAGCAGAGCAUGGAGAAAUGGCAGGAUAUCCUGAAGGAGAUCCGGUUCCUGCGGCAGCUCAACCAUCCGAACACGAUCGAGUACAAGGGCUGCUAUCUGCACGAAAACACGGCCUGGCUGGUGAUGGAGUACUGUGUCGGGUCGGCCUCGGACAUCAUCGAGGUGCACAAGCGCCCGCUCAAGGAGGACGAAAUCUCGGCCAUCUGUGACGGCGUGCUGCGCGGGUUAAGCUAUCUGCACAGUCUCGGACGCAUUCACCGGGACAUCAAAGCGGGCAACAUUCUGCUCACCGAGCAGGGUAUCGUGAAGCUGGCCGAUUUCGGCAGCGCUGCUAUCAAGUGCCCGGCCAACAGCUUCGUCGGUACGCCCUACUGGAUGGCACCGGAAGUGAUACUGGCGAUGGACGAGGGCCAAUACGAUGGCAAGGUGGACGUGUGGUCGCUCGGCAUCACCUGUAUCGAGCUGGCCGAACGGAAGCCGCCGUACUUCAACAUGAACGCCAUGUCGGCGCUGUACCACAUCGCGCAGAACGAUGCACCGUCGCUGCAGGCGCAGGAGUGGUCGGACAUGUUUCGGAACUUUGUCGACUUUUGUCUGAAAAAGUCACCGAUCGAUCGGCCGACGUCGACGCAGCUGCUGAAGCACACGUUGGUCACCAGGGCACGAUCGCCGAACGUGCUAAUUGAUUUGAUCGCCAGAACGAAGGCCGCUGUACGAGAGCUGGACAAUCUGAACUACAGAAAGAUGAAGAAAAUCUUGAUGGUGGACUGUGAGACGGAGAGCAACAUAGGCGACGCGGAGGAUACGCCCGACGAGCAGAUCGGAGGCGACAGUAGCAAGAGCAACAGCAUUACCUCCGAACACUCACUGCCAUCGGUGGAUCAGCAGCAGCAGCAGCAGCUGCACCAGCAGCACGGCGUCGGCAGCGGUUUGAUGCGAAACUCGUCCCGAUCCCGGCCCGCCAAUGCGAUGUCGGCGAUGCAUAACAACUCGGCCGGCGGCAACGCCCGGGACAGCAUGCUGUCGAACGUGAUGAUGGCCGGCAUCAGCGGUGGCAGCGGUUCGGGCAGCGGCAUGAUGAUGGCGAGCGGUAUGGGCGGGGGCGGCAGCGUCGGCAUGGGCACGAGCGGUAUGCAGAGUGCGGGUGCGGCCGGUGGACAGGCGAACAUGGGCGCUAGCAUGGGCUACCACCAUCACAACUCCUCUAGUCCGGUUGUGUCGGCCCACCAUCACCCGCAGCACAAUCACAACCACGUGUCGCAGGUGGCGGCCAAUGCCGUGGCAGAACACGGUGCCAACAAUUUCGCCACCAUCCGCACGACCAGUAUUGUGACGAAGCAGCAGAAGGAGCACAUGCAGGAGGAAAUGCACGAGCAAAUGUCGGGCUACAAGCGUAUGCGACGGGAGCACCAGGCCGCACUGGUGAAGCUGGAGGAGAAGUGCAAGGUGGAGAUGGAGCAGCACAAGUCCGCCCUGGACAAGGAGUACGAUCUGUUGCUGCAUAAUUUUACACGGGAGCUAGACAAACAAUCUGCAAAACAUCAGCAGGAAAUUGUGCGAAGGGUUAAGCAGAAUGACACGGCAGAGAAGAAGCUGCACAAGGAAAUAGCGACCAGACAGGAGGGCGAUCGGAAGGCGUUCGAAAUCCAUCGAAAGAAGGAGUACAAGGCGAACAAGGAGCGCUGGAAGCGGGAGCUGUCUAUGGAUGACACGACGCCCAAGCGUCAGCGCGAUGCAACCUUGCAAACGCAAAAGGACAACCUCAAGCUGGCGGAAGCACAGGAGGAACAGCGAUUGCUGCGGGUACAGAAGACGUACAUCGAGCUGGAGAUGCGAAAGUUCCGCAGGAAAAAGAUGGGCCUCCUGCACGACCUCGAGGAUCAACUGUUACGAGACGAGCUCAGUAAGAAGCAGCAGCAACUAGAGCAAGCUCAUGCCAUGCUUAUUAAACACCACGAAAAAACACAAGAUCUCGAGUACCGCCAGCAGAAGAGCGUACAUGCACUCAGAGAGGAGCAGAUAUCAAAGCAGCAUGAAAGCGAGCUGCGAAACCAAAAUGAGUACAUGGACCGGGCCGAGCGAGAGUUGUUACGAAGACACGCACUCGAAUUGAAACAGCAACCAAAGAGCCUGAAGCAAAAAGAACUCCAGAUUAGGAAACAGUUUCGUGAAACGUGUAAAACACAAACAAUCCAGUACAAGGCACUGAAGCGGCAGAUACUGCAGACAACACCUAAGGAAGAUCAAAAGGCUGUGAUAAAGCAACUAAAGGAAGAGCAACAUCGUAAGUUAACACUACUGGGCGAUCAGUACGAACAAAGUAUUGCCGACAUGCUGCAGAAGCAGAGCCUUCGUUUGGACGAAAGCCAGGAAGUGGAGUGCCACCAGCUGAAGGACCGGCUCCAGUACGAGCUGGACAUACUGACCGCCUACCAGAGCAAAAAUCGCAUGCAGGCGCAAGCGCAGCGCGACCGCGAGCGCAAGGAGCUGGAGGACCGUGUCAGUGUGCGACGGGCACUGCUGGAGAGCAAGAUGGAAACGGAACUGCAGCAGUUCAAUCAGGAGCGUGCCGAACGAAUCCGCCAGCUGAAGGAGAAGCACGACAAGCAGCUUGAGGCAUUUGAUGAAGAGUCAGCCCGCAUGGGCUUCAGUGCACUGGCCUUAGCGGAAGCAUCGAAGGAGACGUACCCGGACGAGGAGGCCAGCCUGUCCGGGUCGAUGCUGAGCCUGGCGCACAGUAACAGUUCCACCAGCUUCCCGGCUGGAUCUCUAUAGCAUAAGUCCACCAGAUGGAUGACCCUGUCGAGUCAGCAUUCGAUGUAAGAGGAAACCGGCGUGGCCGCCUCUCCAGACACCUGGUAGGGGUUGGGUAGGACAUUUGGAAAACCAGUGCGAGCGAUCCAGCGGCGCUCUUCUGCACUAAAUUCCGUGUCACUGUGUACGUGAGUGCGCGUGUGUGUGACGCACGCAAUUCUCGCACCUAAUGGAUAGCGCGGGGAAACGAUUCUGAGAUUGUGCCGAGAUCGUAGUGAGGGGGGAUCAGCAAAUUCAGCAUAAUAAUGAUAAGCAGGGCCAGACGGAUUAGUAGACUGAUAGAACGAUGAUCAAUUUGGAAUUACGGUACUCGGGGUUCGGGUAGACGACGAUGAGUGUUCGAUGCAAUAGACAUGUGUGGGCUAAUAUAAUGUAGGGGGUGGUUCCGCGCGGCGCCGCGCGUUGCCACACACGCUGCGCUGGUGGUGUUGUUUCUAACGUCUUGAUAAAUGUACUCGUAUGUUUUAUGAUGGUAUGGUUUUUCCCCCUCCCUUGUUCUGUGUUACCAUGCGCUCUAAAGGCACCCAAUAUUCGGUUUCAGCUUUAAUAAUUGUAUAUUAAGACGACAGUGCUAACUAACUACUACCACUUCCGCGGCAAACUGACCAAUUUCAUUUGCCGGUUUUUGUUUCUUCGCAUCGCCGGGUUCGCAGCAAACCGACUGGAAUGAUAGGUUGGUUGCCUUCGGUUUGGCUAAAUUGUUGAGUAUCGGGAGAAAUAGGGCAUCGGGUACGUUUUGGAACACAUUCAGUUCGUAACUGCAACAUUUGCAAACGGUCGUACUAGUAAAUUAACACGUUUUUUUUACACUAUCGGAAGCGUCCGUUGUGAUCCAAUCAACCCCGGGAAGCAAUUAAUCUAGCACCUUACACCAACACAUACACACACACGCGUUUUAGUUAAUGCUUUCGCACGUGCGCUAUUUCGCUGAACCUACCGCCGAAAGAAUGUCUAGUCAACGUGCGAUUGAAAAACACAACACAGCUUGAAGCGCGUUAAUCGAUUUUCAAACUAAACCAUACAAUCUAAACAAAGUAAAGUAAAGCCACACCCAGCAGCGCAACGAAAUGGAAUUUUAAACUAAAAAUACUCAAAACUACUAUCCUAUUUGCUUACGAAAGGAAAGGACGACCGACCGAUCGAUUGAGCGAAAAGGUCGUGAUUGUGUUGGGGUGAAUUAAUAUUGUUGACUAAAUAAUUUGAACCUGUUUUUCCGUUGCUUUUCGAAACAAAAAGAAACGCUGACGGUUUCCCUGCUUUUUUGUGCCGAAGCUUGGAGAGCAUGGGGUUGUAAUUGUAAUAUAGGAAGAAGAGAGAAAAAAAAACACACAUUUACACUUUAUUAGCUUUCUUUAUUGGACUCUACGACUGAGAAUGUGAUCGCGGUUUAAGCAAAAAACGAAACAAAAAGCGAAGAGGGGGAAAAGCUACAAAUUCUGUUAGGUGUAAAUUUGAGUUGUUUUGUAAAUUCCAAACCACCACCACCACCACCGCCGCUAAUUACAAUUGGGGGUGCUAGACGAUUGUGUCUAGGCGCAAAACAAAAAGCGAUAAAGCCACCAAACAACGCCACCUCGGGGAGUGAAGGGAAUGGAGAAGUAUAUUAUUAAAUUUGCGCGUGUGUGUGUAUGUGUGGGUUGGGUGGAAUUUUGUUUUAACAAAAAGUUGUUUUUUUUUUGCUCUUUUACUUCUAAUUCGGCCGUACCACCCACAUUCGUUAUGUAUGCGUUAAGUUUAUUUCUCUAUUGUUUAAAGCCUUGCUGUGACUCUCGAACGGGCGGCGGAGGGGGUGUAUUAGACAAAACAUUUUACUACAAAAAGGCCAAAGCGUACACAAAGUCUUGGCUUUUAUUCGAAAAUGAAGCUUCAAUGGGGUAGUUUUGCAUCAAAGUAAUGAAACAAAAGCGUCGGAAGAGUAAGUUUGUGUGAAGCGACGGACAGGGAAGUCGGUCCAUGGUUCCGAUUGAGUUUCCCAGCAAGGCGAGUUUAGUGUAGUUAGCGUUCAGUGUACUAAGAUAUUACUAAACCGACUCAACGAACUGUUCAAUCACCACCAUCACACAAUCUAGCCGCACUAAAAAAGGAAGAAAAAAAAACAAGGUCAGUAGAAUCAGCGCGAACAGGAAUUGCAAUGUCCCCCCCUGGAAACAUACACAACAGAACACGUGUUUUAAUUUGCAUCGAUAUAAUAUACUUCCUUACCACAACCUCUUGCUUAUGUUGUUCCACAAAACAGAGCAGGAAUGCAACACAGUGAGGAAGGAGGUAGCUGCUUUCAUUGUGCGCCGAGAAAGUAAAGCAUUGCGGUUCGAAGGCAGGCGGCAUAUUCAAUUAUAAAUAGAUAACACAAAACGAAGCAGAGAAAAAAAAAGCAACAUCCUUAUUAGGUAUAUGUAAUUGUGGCAAAUGUCGUCAGAAUGAUGUCGUACGGUGAGGCCCUAUCGGCGCACGAGAAGGAAGGGAAGCAUGAUGGGGAAAGGUGUAGGCGCAGGAUGGAAGCACGAAGAAGCUGCGGGGCCCCCAAACCAAUCGGUGCAUUUAUAAGAUUUACCGAGGCCGAAACUGAAAUUAUAGUAAACAUUAUAAUCAUCCUCUCUUAUCCCAAUUUAUAACACGAUAAGCACACGGCAGCACACGCUGUCGCUCGCGCGCCGCCUUGGCAGAGAUCUGAUAUCGCGCAGAACAGAACAGUCAGCAGGAAAAAGGGGGCAGUAGGGGAAGAAAAAGUACAGCGAAGAGACAAAGCAAAUAAGUGUAAAGCGCGCGCGCGCGUAUGGUACGGCACGGUGAAUCCUUUAGACAAUAUAACAUAAUAUACCAUACAAAGGCCGGCCAAAGUGAGGGGAAACAGUGAAGAUACCAGGGCUGGCUGGCGGUUUAAAAUCGGGAGGCUAGUUGCAAGAGGCAGAUAAGUACUAAUUUACUGAAUUAAUGUCGCUUAGAAAGGUUAAGGAGAGUGUGUUCGUGGGGGGUUACCUUCUCUUAUCGGGCACAUACGGGCACAUCUUACUACAAUUAUCACAUCCCACUAGAAAGGUUCUUCUUGCCUCUGGUAACCAUUAUCCUUUUGUAUCUAUCGUUCCGUACCGGGGCCGAACUUCUAAUCUGCUUGCAAUAGCACUCGAAUACGGUGUGCCAAUCACAUGAUAUGGUGCGCGCCACAUUAUCUUUCUAUCCACCUACAAAAAUCACCGUUAAAGCGGAUAAACGGUAACCCAAUCCCCAUGCAAAGCCAUUUGGUUCCUAUUUAUGUACUCUCUACGUUCUUCCUGUAAGAUAAUAAAAAGGGAUAAUCAAAAUCGAACAAUUGGCUAGGGAACUGUAACGAACGAGAGCGAGAAAGAGAGAGAAAGAAGGGGCGAUAAUCCAACCUCCAGCAGCAACAGCAACCGUUCAGUAGAGAAAUUUCCCAGUCAUCUUUCUUCGGCUUUGUUGCGGGCUCAGGCCAAAAGGAAGCCAAACAAUCAAUAACAAUCCCCCCUCCCUCCCCCCAGUAGACAGGAGAGCGGUGUUGUAGGGCACAAUGCGUGUAGAUCGUAGGCAGGAGAACCGGAUGAUCAUUCAAACCAGGAUAAGAUCAUCGGCGAUCGUGUUUGUGUGUGUGUGUGUUAGCAACAGAAGGAUAAUGGUGCGUGUGUUGUAGCGAAAAGAGGGGGGGAAACAACAUAUUAACACUUUAAAUAAGUAAACACAAAUAAUCAACUUUACGAUAUCGCGCUGGAUGAUUAGACGAAAGUAUGAGAGAGAGAAAGUAAUGGGUGUGAAUAGAUCGCCGCUAGGUUUUAUUAAUUAGACUUCAAUGCUUUAGCGAACAAAACAAAUAGCGUGAAAGGCCGAGAAGGGAAAGGAUAGGGAGGGAAAUAAUAGCCGGAUGAAGGGAUGUAGCUAAAGACAGAGGGAAGGCAAAAGGCGGCGACAAGAAGGAUGGUAAUAGGGCGCGCAAUCUGUAUGUGUGUGUGAGUGUGUGUGUGUGUGAGUGAUGGAUAUUUAAAACAAACGGUUAGAAAUCUGCCUCGAACGGAAACCUUUUACCGCAAGCCGGCAGCACAAGUGGGUAGUUGAUGCUGCUGCUGUUACUGCUGCUGCUGCUACUGCUGCUGCUCCAGCAAGCGCAAACAGAGGCAAACAACACAAACCAUAAUAAUUAGAAGCAAAUAAACAAUCUAAUAAAAUUUAAAAAAAGAAGCAAAAAACAAAUAAGCAAAGCAAAACAAAACCAGUAGUAGCAGCGACAUCUCUUUAGCGUUUAAUACAAACAACAACACACAGUGGAAAAGGAAUAGAGAAGAAGAAGAAAAGGAAAACGAUAAAUAAAAUACGUACUACUACUACGCUUCUGAUGACGCUCUUUAUAUAAUGAUAGCAUAGUAUACACAUACCUAUGAAAUGCUGGCCCCCUACACCAUGGCGUCGGGAUUGGGAGGGAGAGUAGAUACGGACGCGAAUUAACCAAAAGCAUGCAAUUUAUGGUGCAUUCAAAGCUGGUGCACCGCGCUACGCAGCUAAUGAAUGCUCUGUAGGAGCAACGAUUUUUUUUAAGUAAUUAUUUUUCACUUCUGCUACUACAACGUUAUCAAAUCAAUUGUGGAUUCAUUUUUUCGAGACACUCUCUACACAAACCAUAAAUCACUAACACACACACACACACGUUAGCUAGCUCUACACACUUAGCGCUACAUACUCUACAAGCAUACACCCAUGCAUAUGUACUUUCUUAUUGCAUUUUGCUUCAAGCGCAGUACGAAUUUUGCACCGCCUGCCUCUCUGUCACUGUGUAAAUGUGUGUAGUAACUGCAACAAGUUGUAAACGAUUUUACCUAAGCCAGACGCUACGCGAAGUAGUAGGCCAUGUGGAGGAAACAUGACCGGGUAGGACCAGUUGCUUCGCCAAACACACACUGCUGCUGCUGCUGCUGCUUUGUGUAAGAACAGAUAGCGAACCAGGACGAAGACAGUUAAUGGUGGCUUAGAAGGGAGUGAAAGGUAAAUCGUAGUUUAAGCGCAACGAAUAUUACCACGACAUGUCGACGUGGAGCAGCAUCAUCUCGAAUAAUUGGGCGGAAGAAAAGGCGUAAAAUUAAAAGAAGGACCGUUAGGCAUACAAAAAGCAAGGAAAAGUAGAUAAUCCUCUCUGUUCGAUUGCUUGCCUGCCAGCAGCAUCCUGGAUGUUGGAUCGGCUGUUGGAAAAGUGUGCCCACAUGUAGGUUAUGGUAUUGGACGGGCAAGAAAAACCUACACAAAAGGCACAAGGUGUGUUGCACCACACACUAAACUCUUCCCUCCUUGGCUAUCACACGAAGUGGGAUGGAAGAGAGAACGCUUUCCAAACAACGCUAGCGACGAUGCCGUACGAUUCACUUGCUCGAGUUUGUGUAGAGAAGCAGCAGCCGCCAGCACACAGUUAGAUCGAUUCGUUUUUGUACAUAUGAUUAACUCUAAUUGUGAAUAAUCCUGAGGAGAAGAAAAGCUAACCGGGAAGAAGAAAAUAAGGAAAAGGGGUGGGAGAGAUAGUAGGAAGGUAAAUGCGCUAAUAGCAAGAAUUAGGGAAAAAAGAACAGACACGAGGAACGAUGAUGGUGAUGAUGAAGUAAGGAGCAGCGAACACACAACACAACAUUCAAAACAAUACAUACUCACAAUGCGAAAUUUA